AUCACAUACAAAAAUGGUGAAGGCCGUCGCCGUCCUUAACAGCAGUGAAGGUGUUAGUGGCACCAUCCUCUUCACUCAAGAUGGAGAUGCUCCAACCACAGUUAAUGGAAAUAUUUCUGGCCUAAAACCUGGACUUCAUGGCUUCCAUGUCCAUGCCCUUGGUGAUACCACAAAUGGCUGCAUGUCAACAGGACCACAUUACAAUCCUGCUGGUAAGGAGCAUGGUGCUCCUGAAGAUGAGGUGCGUCAUGCUGGUGAUCUUGGUAACAUCACAGUUGGAGAAGAUGGUACUGCAUCUUUUACUAUUACCGACCAGCAGAUUCCUCUCACUGGUUCACAAUCCAUCAUUGGAAGAGCUGUUGUUGUUCAUGCUGAUCCUGAUGAUCUUGGAAAGGGAGGACAUGAGCUCAGUAAAAGCACUGGAAAUGCUGGCGGAAGGAUUGCUUGUGGUAUUAUUGGCCUCCAGGGUUAA
This is a messenger RNA of Solanum tuberosum (potato), 472 nucleotides long. Its product is annotated as Cu/Zn-superoxide dismutase. The record is from RefSeq and is marked provisional. Gene Ontology annotation, molecular function: copper ion binding. Gene Ontology annotation, biological process: superoxide metabolic process. NCBI's taxonomy places the organism in Eukaryota, Viridiplantae, Streptophyta, Magnoliopsida, Solanales, Solanaceae.